Messenger RNA from Daphnia magna, 4377 nucleotides. RefSeq names its product ribosome biogenesis protein BMS1 homolog. The coding region runs from base 345 to 4193 and encodes 1282 amino acids. Gene Ontology annotation, molecular function: U3 snoRNA binding; GTP binding; GTPase activity. The transcript has 14 exons. Gene Ontology annotation, cellular component: nucleus; 90S preribosome. Gene Ontology annotation, biological process: endonucleolytic cleavage of tricistronic rRNA transcript (SSU-rRNA, 5.8S rRNA, LSU-rRNA); maturation of SSU-rRNA from tricistronic rRNA transcript (SSU-rRNA, 5.8S rRNA, LSU-rRNA); ribosome biogenesis. The record is from RefSeq and is a predicted model, not a curated record. NCBI's taxonomy places the organism in Eukaryota, Metazoa, Arthropoda, Branchiopoda, Diplostraca, Daphniidae.
UGCUUCUUCUCGUGUUCUUCCACGUGUGUCUUUCAAAGUAAUCGACAAAAGUUCCGUUGUUUGUUAAAAUUUGAUUCUUACUUGAGAUAAUUCAAUUAGUUGUUUCUUGUGCGUCUUGAACCCUGGUCGUCCCUCAUUGGAAAACUUCUCCCUGAAGGAGCACAAAGUCUGGAAUAACAAACGAUUCGAUCAUGCCGAACAAUUGGCCACUUCUUUAGCCGUGAAACAGAAAGCGAACAACAGGGGAGGGCGUCGGAUGCUGUGCGUUCUUUGCUACCCUUUAAGUUGCUCGAGGCCUUUUGAAGAACUGAUUUAAGUUGAAAAAAAAAAAAAAAGAGAACAGAAUGGAGGACGCCGUCGAGGACAAGAAGAAGGCCCAUCGUGAACGCCGCGCUGGGCGCAAGGCGGAUAAGAAGAAAGCCAAGGAUCCUCAUGUACAAGAGAUGGAUGCUCGUCAGCGCAACCCUAAAGCCUUCGCCAUCCAGUCUGUAGCCAAGGCUCAAAAACGAUUCCACAGGGCACAAGAUUUGGAAACGAAAAAGCAACAUAUUCCGUUAGUAGACAGAACUCCCCUAGAACCGCCGCCGAUCAUCGUGGCCAUCGUUGGCCCGCCCAAAGUUGGAAAAACCACUCUGCUGCAGGCCCUAAUAAAGAAUUUUACUCGACAAAAUGUCACGUCCAUCCAGGGACCCAUCACCCUCGUUACGGGGAAGAAACGACGGGUGACUUUUAUGGAAUGUAAUAACGACAUCAACUCGAUGAUUGAUAUUGCCAAAGUGGCUGACCUUGUGUUGCUUCUGACUGAUGCAUCGUUCGGCUUUGAAAUGGAAAUUUUCGAAUUUCUAAACAUCUGUCAGGUGCAUGGAUUUCCCCGAGUCAUGGGCGUUCUGACUCAUCUGGACAUGUUCAAAAAUAAUAAACAGCUCAAAAAGACAAAGAAGGUGUUGAAACAUCGAUUUUGGACUGAAGUUUACCAAGGAGCGAAAUUGUUUUACCUUUCCGGUCAACUCCAUGGAACUUAUCCGAAACACGAGGUCAAGAAUCUUGGCCGGUUCAUUUCGGUCAUGAAGUUCCGCCCUCUUUUGUGGAGAACGACUCAUCCCUACGUUAUGGUUGACCGUUUAGAAGACAUGACGCCACCUAAUCGGCUACACGAGAAUCCCAAGUGCAACCGGGACGUCUGCCUUUACGGCUUUGUCCGUGGGGUACACUUGAGAAACCAUUGCCCGGUUCACAUCCCAGGCUGUGGUGAUUUCCGUCUGAAAGACGUGUCGUUUCUACCCGAUCCAUGCCCGCUACCCGACAAAAUGAAAAAACGUUCUCUAGUCGAGAAAGAAAAGCUAAUCUAUGCCCCCAUGUCGGGUGUAGGUGGCAUUAUCUACGACAAGGACUCAAUCUAUAUUGAGCUGGGGGGUAGUCACUCACACACCAAGCAGGAAGAUCCUACAAAUCCUAAAUCAGAAAUGAUUUCAUCGCUGAUGAAGUUGCAAAGGACUUUAGAUGCCCAAAUGUCUGAAUCGAGGGUGGAAGGACCCACUCUAGCUCAGGCAGAUGAUGACGAGGACGAGGAACCGUAUUCCGAUCAGGAGGACGAGGCGGGCGGUAAACCGCGCGAGGAAAUCGUUCAUGACGAAGUGUCUGGGCGGACCAGAAGAAAAGCCGUUUUUAAUGACAAUCUCGAAGAAGAACUAGGUGACGAUGAUGACGAGGAAGAUGAAGAAGAACGGCUGGACGAUGAAGAUUGUGAAGAAGAAUUCGAAGAAAUCAAACUGCGUUCCAUCAAUCCCAAAGAUCGAGAAGAGAAACUGGUUUAUGAAGGGUCUGAAGAGGAAGACGAACUCCCCGCUGUUAAUCCGAAUGCGAUUUCUACCGAAAAAUUGAGUGCUACAGCGAAACUGCGCAAACAGCUUGCCGAAUUUCUCGACGAGGAUGAGAGUGAAGACGAAAGUGAUGGGGACGAUGAAAUGCAAACCAUCAUUGAAGAAAAAGUGGAAGGAGUGGAUGGUCAGUUCCGUCGAGGUGCCGUCAUUUACGAUCUAAACGACGCGGUUGAAGAAACCGCAGAACCCGCGCGGAAGAAACCUAAAACUGGCAAAAAGAAACCGAUUGACAAAGACAUGGAAGUCCACAUGAAAAUCAAGUCGACUCUUGAGGCCCUCAAGAAGCCGAAUCUGGUCAACAAGAAACCACAAGAGCCAAUGGAAAUGGAGGACGAAGAGGAAGAGUCGGAAAAUGAUGAUAUCGACUUGAAAUGGAAAGACAAUCUGGCACAAAAAGCUUCUGAAGCGUUUUAUCAAAGACAAACUGGCAAAGGAAAUUUGCGGAAGUUAGUUUACGGUCCAGAUAUCACAGAAGAGAAAAAUAGCGAUGAGUCGGACGCCGAUGAUGGAGAUGAUGAUCGUCUAGGUGGAUUGUUCAAAAUUGCGUCAGACAAGCGGCGUCACACCCAAAACACUAUAAGCACCAAGGAUAACGUAGACAGCUCAUUCUUCCGUGUUGACAAACUGCAGGAUUGGUCGAAGCCGGAUGUACUUGAUAGUAUCCGCGAUUGCUUCGUCACGGGCAAGUGGAAAGAGGAUGAAGACGCCGAAGAACUGUUGGCCAUGGACGAUCUUGACGAUAUGAAUUCUGAAGGUGAUUUCGAAGACCUAGAAACCGGACAAGUCUCUCAAGCUGGCAAGAAAGACGGUGCUGAGAAGAAAGAUGAAUCGCCAGAAGAGGAGCGCCAAAGGUUAAUCGAGAAGAAACGGAAACUCAAGGAGCAGUUCAAUUCUGAAUACGAUGAAGGCGGUUCCAAGAAAACCAAAACAUAUUAUGAUGACCUUAAAGAAGAGAUGGAUCAACAGGCCAACCUCAAUAAAAGCGAAUUUGAUGGUAUGGAUGACGAAACUCGCAUCCAAUACGAAGGUUUCCGACCAGGAAUGUACGUCCGCAUGGAAAUUGAAGAUGUUCCUUGCGAGUUGCUGACGAAUUUUAAUCCAAUCUACCCGUUGAUCGUUGGAGCUUUAUUGCCAGGCGAAGAAAACAUUGGAUUCGUGCAGGCUCGUCUGAAGAAACAUAGAUGGCAGCGUCGUAUCUUGAAGACGCGAGAUCCCUUGAUCCUGUCCUUGGGCUGGCGCCGAUUUCAAACCAUACCCCUGUACUCUAUACACGAUCAUAACGGACGUCACAGACAGCUUAAGUAUACACCAGAGCAUAUGCACUGUACAGCUUCGUUUUGGGGACCGUUGACACCUCAAGGCACUGGUCUGUUGGCCGUUCAGUCCGUCUCCCAAGUUCAGGCUGGAUUCAGGAUAUCAGCAACAGGCACCAUUCUCGAUUUGGACAAAUCAACUCAGAUUGUCAAGAAACUUAAAUUGGUCGGUACGCCGUUCCAAAUUUACCGCAAAACGGCUUUCAUUGAAGGCAUGUUCUCGUCGACCCUCGAAGUGGCCAAGUUCGAAGGGGCUUCCAUCCGUACGGUCUCCGGCAUUCGCGGUCAAAUUAAAAAAGCCAUUCGCAGUCCGGAAGGAGCGUUCCGUGCGACCUUUGAAGAUAAAAUUAAAUUGAGCGACAUUGUCUUCGUGAGGACGUGGUUCCGGGUUGACGUUCCGGAAUUUUAUACACCCGUAACGUCUCUGCUCUUACCUCCCGACGCCAAGAAUACCUGGUUAGGAAUGAAGACAUUAGGCCAAAUUAAACGUGAACGAAACAUCAAGAACGAGGCCAAUGCCGACAGCAUGUACACGCCCAUCGAGAGGAAGGGUCGCGUCUUCCAGCCACUGGUAAUUCCACGAGCCCUUCAGAGUGCUCUACCUUACAUCAAUCGUCCCAAAGUGAAGAAGGCCGACCAUACGCCGGGAUCCAUCGAAGCUGUUAGAGCCCAACGUCCUGCCGUGGUGUUGGAACCCCGAGAGCAGAAGGUGGCUAAACUAAUGGCCAUGCUCAAGACGCGCUAUGAAGACAGAACAGAUCGUCUCCACGUGGAAGCCGUGGAGAGACUGGCAGCUCACCGUGCUGUGGUCCAAGCCGAGGCACAAAGAAAAAUGAAGAAACAGAAGGAAGCGCGGCAGUCAGUCUCGCGAUUAUUGAGUCGAGCUGAAAUUAUCAAAGAAGCUAAAGCGCGAAAGAGAGGAGGCUCAGGCGGAGGGGAGGACAGUGGAAGGGGUGGAAGAGGUAGAGGGCGGGGCAGAGGUCGAGGAGGGAGAAGGUAGUAACAUUCUGACUUCCUAUGUCGGUAUUCCCCCCAUAUGCGUACAUCUCUGGCCCUGUGUGUAUACUUCAAUCGAUGAAACUCGAUAUAGAGAAUUGACGAGCGGAAUACACUUUCGUUUUCCGACCGUCGGUCGAACCGACCUGAUGACGUCUUUUCCAAAAAUAAAGGGAAUGUUAACGUUA